This is a messenger RNA of Epinephelus lanceolatus (giant grouper), 5766 nucleotides long. RefSeq names its product pleckstrin homology domain containing, family O member 2 (gene plekho2). Gene Ontology annotation, biological process: macrophage apoptotic process. Lineage: Eukaryota; Metazoa; Chordata; Actinopteri; Perciformes; Serranidae. The record is from RefSeq and is a predicted model, not a curated record.
UCAACCGGAAACCAAACUUUUUUCUGCGAACUUUUUUUUCACUGAGGCUAAACAGGAAAAAAAAGUCAGAGACGACCCUUGGUGUCAUAAACGGUACGGUUCCUUAUUUUCUUCAUUGACGUGUGCUGUUGGAAAUGUGUCAGCGGCCGACCAACUGGGGAGACGUAAACAGUUUCUGGCGAGGAUAAGGGCGACGUCGAGUGAUUUCAGGCUGCUCAGCGCUCACAUAACGGAUUUUGGUCCUUUAUCAUGGAAGAUGGUGCGAAAGAGGACCCAGCCCAGAGUAAAGAGCCAAAGUUCCUGGGUAAGGCUGGCUGGGUGAAGAAGGCCCCCGGCAGACUGCUGGCGAGCUAUAAGGACCGCUACAUCCAUGUGGAGAAGACAGAGAUUGUGGUGUAUGAAAAUGAGGACCUGCAGAACUGCUUAGAGAGGCUCGACCUGGAAAACUACGAUCAUUGUCAUGAAUUAAAGAGCCCCUUCAAGAAGAAGCACAGACUGAUUCUGAUUCGAUCAUCCAAGCCUGGAAAUAAGGUCCAUGAUGUGAAGUUUCAAGCGGCAUCUGCCGAGGAGAAAGACGCCUGGAUUAAAGCUCUGCUCGAUGGCAUCAAUCGAGCAAAGAACAAAAUCUUUGAUGAGGUGACGGUUGAUGAAAGCAGUAAUUUAGAGCAUGUUACUCGAUCAAGGCCCAAAGGAAACCGUAACCGACGGCCACCAACCAGGAUACACAUGAAAGAGAUAGCUGAUGUGUCGUCUGAUGGUAUCCUGCGCUUGGAUCUUGAUCUUGAAGAUGCCACAAUUCCUAAUGGGACCCAUCAUGCAACUGUUGACGGCACUGGAGCCCCCAAAGUGGCCCAGGAGGCAGGAGGUGCUGAGGAGGAGGCUAAGACUGAGCCAGAGGUCAGUCCCCAGAAAAAGGUCCUCAAACCUCCCAUGCCCCCCAUCAAAGAGGCUAAACCCAGUACAAUACCUGAGGAUGAACCAGAUAAGGAUGAAGCCCCUGAGAAAAAGGUCCUCAAACCUCCCAUGCCCCCCACUAAAGAGGCGAAACCCAGUACAACACCUGAGGAUGAACCAGAUAAGGAUGAAGCCCCCGAGAAAAAGGUCCUCAAACCUCCCAUGCCCCCCACGAAAGAGGCGAAACCCAUUACAACACCUGAGGAUGAACCGGAUAAGGAUGAGAAAAAGGUCCUGAAGCCACCUAUGCCUCUGUCUAAGGAAGCCAAGCCCUGCGCUUCACCUGUUGAAGAAGCUACAGAGGAGGACAAAGCUGAGAAGGUGGCUGAAAAGAGUCCUGAUGCCAGGAAAAAGACAGUUCCACCACCAACCCCUCCCAACAAACCCAGCUCCAGCGGCUCCAUAAGCAACCUUGUAGAGGCCUCACAGUCCAGGCCGAACUCCCCUCCCACCCCUCCAUCCAAAGAGAAGAAGCCCUCCCAUCCUACUGUGGAGCCGGACCAAGAGGUUCAAGACACGGCUGAUGAGAAUGAGGAGAAGGAGGAAGGUGAUAAGAAGGAGGCAACAGGAGAAGCUGUGGAAACAGAUGAGGCUACACCCAGUGUCAAAGAUGAUAAACCUGAGAGUCCCAGCGAAGAAGGAGAGGUUUCUGAAGAAGAAUCAGGGGAGAGUAGUGGCGUAAACGAAGCAUCCGACAGUGAGCCCCAAAUCCCUGCAGAGCCCAUCAGAAAGAGCCCCAGUCCUCUUCUAACCCCCAAGAAAAAGCCUGAGAAACCUGUUGAGCCUGACACGCAACACACAGAUGACAACACAACUGUAAUGCAGACUAAUGAGGGACAGGACCCCACUGCAUCACUGCAAACAGCCUCAGAUACCUCAGCCAGUUCUCCUCAAGCAGAAGAGGCACCACCCAAGAGUGAACCCCCCUCAGUAGUUGUCUCUUUGGAUGACAGCCUCAACUUGAGUCCACUGAUCUGUCACUUGCCCGGGGAGAAGAAAAAGAAGACAGAGGAGAAGUCUGUAGACAGUGGUCAGCACUCAGAUGAUGAUAGCGAAGGCUCUGGGACUGAAGACACACUGGCAACUUCCACGGCUGCAUUGAGAGGAAGCCAUCCUAGUCUGGAUGUGUUGGACACCAGUGAGGAUGACGUUCAGAUCCCUGUUAGUAUAAGGCUUACAAAGGUCCCACCCAAGCCUCAGGUUAGACCAAAGGUCUUUCCCUUUCAGCGCUCGCAUCCCACUCCUCCUCUCAAACCCUCAGUCAAGGCCAGGUCGGCCUCCAGCGGAGAUCUGCUGUCUGACUCUUCAGUCUGUAUUCAGGUGACACAACAUAGCACACCAGUGGCUGGAGGUGACAGGCCUCCUAGUGUUGAUGUCAUAAAACUUGAGACUGAGGUGGCGCUGGAGAUGGAAAAGACAAAGGAGCUCCUGAGCCAAGUGUCCCAGUCCGAGGAGGGAGGUGAUGCGGCGGGCAUGCCCCAGGAUCUGCUGGCCCAGGCCAUGGAGAAGCUGCAGAAGGCUGACGAUGUCCUCAGGGAGGUCAAUAAACUGAAAAUUGCAAAGAGCCCAUGCAACAGGAAGAGCUGGUGAAUGUCAGUCAGAGCAGAUUGACUUGGAACUGACCGUUCGCUAAAAGCUUCUCCUGAACAGUGAUUGUCCAGUCAUGGCAUAGCAACCGGCCUGUCAAGCUUUGGAUUUCUUCACAUACGGGCGGCUAAAGUAGAAGUAAUAUUCAGUUUACAAAGGCUUUGGAGGGCCAUGUCUUUGUGGCCUGUCCAAAACCAAAAACACAAGCAAAGAUUUAAGGAAUUGAUUUAACAAUAUGUUUAUCUGCCCUAAUGUGAGCUGCAACCGUUAGCAUGUCUGGCUAACUAGCUUACUACCUACAGUAGUAACUGAGCGGUACUUUCAAGGUCUUUCUAGUAACCUAUCAUUAAGCUACAAUGAGGUUACAGUUGAAAAAACAAAAACCUAUUCACAGCUAGCACAGAAAUGAGUAAGCCUCCUGCAGCUCUUUAGAAAAGGCAGACAUUCCCUGCAGCAUAACAGCUAACCGUUAGCGUGACAUUACUGACAAGUUCUGACAGAAAAGCCCGCACCUCUGGCUCAUACCCUAGUAACAGGCUUGACAACGACACAUUGAUUGACACAUAUAUGAAUUCAGAUGUGUGAUGCAUUGUUGUUAUUAAUAUAUAUAUAUCGAGUUAGGUACUCCUGCAGUGAAUCCUCAUACCUCCAUACCCGUGAAAUAGUGCCCCAUGAAUGACGUUAUGUCUGUAAGGUAAAGAUACGGAGGUUAAGUUCAGGAAAAGACACAUGGUAACGAUGUACCUUAACAUAACUCAAAGUUCACACGGUUCCAAACACCAGUUUUGUGACCCGUCCACCACCAACCUGCCUCCUUUCUGACUCCGGACAGGGCAUUGUUCACAUGAUCACAGCCUUCCCAGACACGUGGAUUAUACUCAGACUACUGGCUCAUGAUCACGCAGGAUGUGUACAAAUUUUGGGGCAUUACUUUUUGUAGGAAAAAGUACAAACAGUGCAUGAGAACAGCCUGAAUAAUGAGUGGGACAGAACAUGAUAAACGCCUACGCUAGUGCUGAAAUUAGUAAAACGUGUAUAAUCAGUAUUUUGAUUGUGCUUAAAAUUCGGACAGUUGGUAGUAAAUGUUAAAAAAACAGAUAUUUACAGAUAUUUGUCGGGCCUCAUGACAUGACAACAAACCGAGAUGUCUAAUCACCAUGCACUAUGGAAGCUGCUAUUUCCCCAUUGUGUGGAGGUCGGUUGUGAAUACCAUCAGAGUUUAAGGCCCAGACGCACCAAACUUAAAAGGACUAGUGACAACAAAAGCCCCCUGCCGUGUCGCCUCCCUGUGUCUCGGUCAAAAAGUUGCACAUGAACACACCGCAAAAAUUUCAACCGACGGCCAACCAGCACGUAGACAGCAGACACCGGAAGACCGUUUUGACACUAGUUAGCAUGUUAGCAACACAAUCUCAUGUUGAAAGAACAGAGCAUGUUUACUGUGAGCCAGUAAACAGAAAAGAGCUAAAUGGUGAAAGAAAAAUACCUGAUGUUACAAGUUUGUUUUGCUCUCACUCCCUCUUGACUUUAGCUCUUUGUUUACUUUCCUCACUUCUGUUUCUUUACUUGUGCGCUGAGCGGAACUACCAGUCAGAGUGAUUGCAUUCACUGAUGGGCUUCGCUGCCGUCCACACCAAAUUCAACAUGCUGAAGUGGCAGAAAAUAAGCAAACUAGCCCAGAUGAUGGCCAGUGGUGCAAGACACACUGCAGCAACGAGGGCCACAGCCCAGUGGCCCAACAUUGACCAACGACCAACUGUCGGCUUGGUGUGUCAGGGCCUUUAGACGAACGUUAGCUUCUCUGUCCUUCUUUUCAUUGGAUUUCGUCAAGUUUACACCCCAGCAAACCCAGGCAACAUGACCCAGGAUAUUGUUCCUUUUACCAAAUACAUUCUAAAAGCCUUUUACCUUGUAAUGUUAAUAGUUUAGAUUGGUUUAUUUGAGAGGGGACAAAUUAAUAAAUACACAUGGUAUAAAAGAUGUCGAAAUUCGCCACAAAGCUAUUUUUCAUCUGUAAUGCUUUGGCUGAGAUGUUACACAAGGCUACCUAAAAUACAACAAAGCACAAAAAACUGAGGUGUCUGUUAACAAUUAAAAGUAAUUCGUACAGUUUAAAUGGAAACAGCACAGUUUUUAAUCAACUUGCGGAGCUAACAUUAGACUGUGUAUCUAAUUGGAAAAAACUGUAUGAUAUUUCAGUGGGCAAAAUCAAUAGCUAGCUCGAAAUGAGAAGUUGCUUUUGUCUUUCUCUUAUGAAAUGGUUCCCUGUGACUUUCUAAAGAAUCAGCAGUUAUAGCCUAUGUAAUGAAAUGGAAAGCCUGACGGAUGUAGCAACACACGCUAAGGAGUUCAGGGUUUAGCGAACGGUCAGUUGAUGAACUUGUGCAGAAAAUUUUUUGAUGGUCAUGCAGCACAUGCAAUUGUUCGCCUAUAAAUAACUAAGUGCAAUUAUUUCUAGUUUAACUUUCCCUGUAGCUGAAGGUAAUGCUUAAUGUUCUACUGUGUAUUGUUUAUUUUUUGUAUUAUAUGAAAUAUCGGACAUUUUCAAGAAGGAUUACUUGAAAGUUAAUUAGAGAAUAAAUAAUAUAAUGACAAAGCAGUACUGUCAGUACAAUAAGAACAUGCAAAUAAAGUACUAAAAAGUGUUAAUACCAAAUUACACAACAACUUUAAUAGUGUACUCGUCUUUGUGGAUUAAAGAGGCUUAGAUUAUAUGUUUUUCUGGCAGUUUAUAUGAGGGAGUUUAUAUUGUACAUAGUUUAUACUUUACCAUAGCAUAUGCUGUUUAUUGUUGAUGAGGAAAGAUGAACCAGCCCAGCUCAGGAGUUUUCUGAAAUUAACCUUUUCAGACUAAUCAUGUGAUUAAAGCAAAAAUGAAGAACUGCUUCUCCACUUAGAAUGAUUACAGUUUAUGUCAUACUGAUUUUGUACAUAACAGAACAAAGAGCUUGUAGCAGCACUUUCGGCUCACUAACCUCUCUUUUAGUUUGAUUUUAUGAGGCACAUGUGCUCCUCAGUGAUUUUCCUCACAAUUUGAAUCAUGAUCUCUGAGGGAUUCCCCCUAUUUGUUGUCUAAUGCUUUGUCAAAAAAUGUGAUGGUAGUGUUUAAGACUAUUUUGAAUAAAUCAUACCAUUUAGAGUAUGCAAGAAUAUUUUCUAACAUUAGAUAUAAUUUUGUACGCUGAUAAAAUUUGCUACUGCCCAAAUAAACAAAGGGAAACUAUC